CGCGUCGCGCUUGUUUGUGUUUUCAUUUUAUAACUUUUAGCAAAAAUCAACAAAAUAAAACCAAAUAACCCAAACAAAACCCGUCUAUUUUUAGCAAACAUGCCCAAGCCGACGUGCGUAAAAUGCGACAGUACCGACUCGUUCCUGUGGAGAAACACCGAAGGCGGGCAAAUUUGCAACGAAUGCCAUCUCGCGAACUCUGCGUCAAAAGACUCGAAAGAGACAAAAACAACUCCUUCGGUCAAGACUGAAUGUCAGGAAAAGAUGGACGAAGAUAUUGAGCCGAAAAAUGAGGGGGAGACAACCCCGGCUAAAGCCACUGGAAAGGGUACAAGGAAAAGUACUAGAGCUACAAGAUAUAAGCCUAAGACUCCUUCAGCUAAUAAUGCCCCUAAGACGCCCGCUCCUCGAGGCAGGGGCCGUAGAAGCCUCUUCAAGAGGCCACCUUUAAAAGCGCCGACGGCCACAGCUACUGUUGUUACUAGUGAUUCUGUGUUUUAUCAGGGCACAUACAUGCAAGUUGGAGACAUAGUGUCCAUGAUAGACGUGGAGGGAGGCACAUACUACGCUCAGAUCCGUGGCUUUAUGACGGACCAGUACUGUGAGAAGAGUGCUGUCAUCACCUGGCUCCUGCCGACUAAAGCCAGCCCGCCGCCUGACCAGAGAUUUGACCCUGCUACUUAUAUUAUUGGCCCAGAAGAGGAGCUUCCCCGUAAACUGGAGGUAAUGGAGUUUGUGAUGCAUGCUCCCUGCGACUAUUACAAGACUACCAGCAGACCAUACCCACUAGACCACAAUGAGGCAAAUGAGUAUAAAGGAUUUGUAUGGACCAGCUUAGAGCCGAAGGAUAGAAAUUAAGUGUAGAGUUUACAUAGUGUGUAAUUUAAGUAAGUAAUAAAGUUUUGCCUUGUUUGUUAAAA
Plutella xylostella (diamondback moth) is the source of this 920-nucleotide messenger RNA. Its product is annotated as GATA zinc finger domain-containing protein 1. NCBI's taxonomy places the organism in Eukaryota, Metazoa, Arthropoda, Insecta, Lepidoptera, Plutellidae. Gene Ontology annotation, cellular component: nucleus. Gene Ontology annotation, molecular function: sequence-specific DNA binding. The record is from RefSeq and is a predicted model, not a curated record. Gene Ontology annotation, biological process: chromatin organization; regulation of DNA-templated transcription.